Hypoxylon trugodes is the source of this 1146-nucleotide messenger RNA. RefSeq names its product RNA ligase, DRB0094 family. The transcript has a single exon. The record is from RefSeq and is a predicted model, not a curated record. The coding region runs from base 1 to 1146 and encodes 381 amino acids. Lineage: Eukaryota; Fungi; Ascomycota; Sordariomycetes; Xylariales; Hypoxylaceae.
AUGGCACGCAAAUUAGUGACCGUUCGCGAUAUCGCCAACCUCCGGCCAAUCCCUGGUUCACCUCGCUUCCAAAUUGCGGAAGUCGACGGCUGGACCUGCGCAGUGAAGAGCGAAGAGUUUAGGGUCGGCGAAACCGUUCUUUUCUUCGAGAUCGACUCAUUUCUCCCGUCCCCCGAAGUCGACAGCCGAUAUGGGCGAGAGCAUAAUCCUCUCCAUAACGUCGUUGUAAAUUGGCAAGGAUCGAAAGGCAUCCACGUGAGGUCGAUGAUGGUCAACCACAGCCGGGAAAUAUCACAAGGCGUAAUUCUUAAAGUCAACGCGUUUCCCGAGUUUGAGAGCAUUUAUUCGGAGUUGGUAUUCAAGCUAGGUGCCCACGACGGCAAUAUGGCUUGGAUGAAUAUGUGCUUCGCAGAGACGCUCGGAGUUAAGAAGUGGGAGUUGCCUCAAGGUCUAACGGGUCAAUCCUUGGGGUCGCUCCCAGCGUUUUUUCCUAAGACGGACCUCGAGCGCGUACAAAACGUGAAGACCCUCUUCACGGAUAAGUACGCUAAUGCGGUCUUCCAAGAGUCCGUCAAGAUGGACGGAUCUUCGAUGUCGGUAUACUACGUGAGGAACAACUCACAGUUUUAUAAGUCCCUCCCUGUUCUACCCGCAAAUACCAAAGCGGAACUAGAACACGGCCGGGUCGGCGUAUGCACUAAGAACUUGGACUUAAACGAAUUCGGCGGCAGCGAAUUCUGGAAGAUCGCGUUAAAGUACAAACUCCCACAAAAACUCGAAAACGUGGGUCUAAAUAUAGCUAUUCAAGGCGAACUCGUCGGCUGGAAGAUCAACAAAAACCGACACCAAUUCAAGGAAGGGGAAUACGAGUUUUACGUAUACUCUAUGUUCAACAUCGACAACCAGAAAUAUAUCCACCCAGACGUGACGGUGGCACGGGCACAACAACUCGGACUUAAACACGUACCUAUCCUUGGAAAAGUGCGAAUUCAUGAGAUCGCAAAGAACCAAAGCGAUCUUCUUAAGCGAGCCGAGGGAACGGAUAAUAAUGGGCUGAAGAGAGAGGGGUUGGUAUAUAAGAACCUCGAGGAUAGCCGCUCGUUUAAGGUCAUCGCUAAUAACUACUUGCUUACUCACGGCGAGUAG